Messenger RNA from Harpia harpyja (harpy eagle), 2684 nucleotides. It is a transcript of the gene NIPAL3, whose product is annotated as NIPA like domain containing 3. Gene Ontology annotation, biological process: magnesium ion transport. The transcript is spliced from 13 exons. Gene Ontology annotation, cellular component: membrane. Gene Ontology annotation, molecular function: magnesium ion transmembrane transporter activity. The coding region runs from base 626 to 1891 and encodes 421 amino acids. Lineage: Eukaryota; Metazoa; Chordata; Aves; Accipitriformes; Accipitridae. The record is from RefSeq and is a predicted model, not a curated record.
CGCAGCAGGGCGCUGCCGCCGCCGCCGCCCCUCCCGAAACGAACGGCGAAACCCGGUUCCUUCCUCCCGCCCGCCUCCUCAGAGCCCUGCGCCUCAGACGGGCUCGGCCCAUAGGCUGGGCUAAAGCCCGACCCCCCCCGCCCAGCAGCCAAUCCCCGCCGACAACCGGGGCCCGGCCCGGGACUGACAGGGCUGGCGGCAAAUCGGAGGGGCCGGGUAGGAACGGAACGCGGUUCCCGGUUGGGAACCGAAGUUGGGGGCUAAAGGCCCCGGGGCUGUGGGGGUGGAGUGCGGGGGCCGCUCCCUGAGGGAGCAGUGUCACCUUGGAGGAAUAUAACCUUGCUGCCCCACUGACUGGCUGGAAAUAUUGGCUUAUCUACACUUCUGCCUACGGUGCCUACCCUAUCUCAGUGUAGCCACGCGGGGGAAGAAAAGCAGAAGACAGGCUACAGAGAAUUUUUUGUGCUUCACUGAACUAGUUGUUGCUUGUCCAAGAAAACAGGAUGUAUGGGAAGAAGUGGUACCAAGUUACAGAUAAGGUGGUUCCAGCAGGGUCCAAAUCUCUUCUUUAAAGAGAAGUUCCAGCAUCAGAGAGGCUGAAAAGCAAACACUCCAAUCAACCAAAAUGGAAGGAGGCAACAGUCCAAAUCUACAACUUCAGCAACUCCCGUUGGCCACAGCAGCGGUUUCUGUGCAGCCACACACUGACUUCUUUUCUUACAAGGAGAACUUGAUUGGUGCAUUACUAGCUAUUUUUGGGCAUCUUGUUAUCAGUAUUGCACUCAACCUCCAGAAAUACAGCCACAUCCGGCUGGCAGGCUCCAAAGACCCCCGAGCCUACUUCAAAACCAAGACAUGGUGGUGUGGACUGUUUCUGCUGGUGCUGGGAGAACUGGGAGUGUUUUCCUCUUAUGCGUUUGCUCCUCUUUCACUGAUUGUGCCACUCAGUGCAGUGUCUGUUAUAGCUAGUGCAAUCAUAGGAAUUAUAUUUAUUAAAGAAAAAUGGAAGCCCAAGGAUUUUUUGAGGCGCUAUGUUUUGUCCUUUGUAGGCUGUGGUUUGGCAAUUGUUGGAACUUAUCUGCUGAUAACAUUUGGACCUAAUAGUCAUGAGAAGAUGACAGGAGAAAAUAUCACUAGGCAUUUAGUGAGCUGGCCAUUUCUGUUAUAUAUGCUUGUGGAGAUUGUUAUGUUCUGCCUGCUACUCUAUUUUUACAAGGAGAAAAAUGCAAACUACAUUGUAGUUAUUCUUCUGCUAGUAGCCUUGCUGGGUUCCAUGACUGUUGUGACCGUGAAGGCUGUGGCAGGCAUGAUUGUUGUCUCGAUACAAGGAAACUUACAACUCGACUACCCUAUAUUUUAUAUCAUGCUGGUGUGCAUGAUUGCUACAGCGAUCUUUCAAGCAACAUUUUUAGGUCAAGCCUCACAACUGUAUGACUCAUCUCAGAUUGCCAGCAUCGGCUAUAUCCUGUCCACAACAGUAGCAAUCACAGCAGGAGCAACUUUUUACUUGGACUUCACCGGCGAAGAUGUUCUCCAUAUAUGUAUGUUUGCGCUUGGGUGCCUCAUAGCAUUUCUAGGUGUCUUCCUGAUCACGAGAAAUAGGAAGAAAUCUGUACCAUUUGAACCUUACAUAUCAAUGGAUGCUAUGCCAGGCAUGCAGAACAUGCACGAUAAAGGGAUUGCAGUUCAGCCUGACCUCAAAGCUUCUUUUUCCUACGGUGCCCUAGAGAACAAUGACAACAUGCCGGAAAUUUACACUCCAGCUACGUUGCCGAUCGUGCAGGAGCAACAUGGUUCCAAAGGAGUUUCUGCUCCACCCUACCGGGUGCUGGAGCACAGCAAAAAGGAUAUACUGCCUGGAUUCUCCGCAGGCCUACAGCCGGAGCACUGACUGACUCCUGGCCUGACCUUCCUCUCUGCCAGAGAGCCCUCAGUUGUCAGCAUGUGGCUGUCUUCUGCUCUGAGUGAAGUUUCCUCCAGCCAUAACCUGAGCUUUUCUAUUAUUGUGCUGUUUUGGCCCUUUUCUUUCAAAGACUCUAAAGGCAAGAGCCUUGCUCCAAAGCUUGAUAUAACCAUGUUUUAUUUACACAGUCUGUGUGUGUUUAAAUAAUUCUACUUAAUAAUGACAGUUCCCUCUACCUGCAGUGAGACUUGCUUUUGGAAACUUCCUGACAAAGGACUCCAAGGGAGGUGAUGUCUGUUUCUACAGCACAUAAAUCACAAUAUUUUUGAUUACUCCAUUGUGCCACAUCAGUAGAGCCUGAGGUGUUCCUUGGCCUAUAGGCCUCAACUCAAUGCACUGAUGUUGUAGGGGUUGCAUUUUUGCCAGUCUGUGUUAGCCACUGAAAGCACAGUAGUAGCACUGCCAGACUGCACCUCGCUCCUGCUCGCUGCCUAUGUUCAAUACUUGAAUUAUAAAAUGUGGAGGGUUUUUGUGUUUUACAUGCUUCCCCCUUUCUUGUUCUUUUUCCCAAGCUUCCAAAAGAUUUUCUUUUCUGCUCUUCAGCACAGUCUUACAGCUGCCAUCUCUGGUGCUGAGAAGGCAUGAACAGGGCCCUAGAAGCCAAACAUCUGUUUAAUAAACUUGACUGUAGGACUUCUGCACUCUUUCUAACAGUGGGAGGGUAUAGCUCAGGAUUGAAAUAAACUCCUUACCUCCCUUCUAGUUCAGAGCUUACAAGCUG